GGUGGGGCACUGCGUGUGCGUUAAGUCGGGCGCUGUUUCAGGUGCGCGGCCUGGUGGUGGCCGAAGAUGACGAUGUCGUCGUCGGGCGAAUUGACGGCGGAUAUGCCGAGCGUCGACGAUGUUAUCGACUCGCUACGGAACUUCGGCCUCGCCGAUUACGGGGUCUUCGUGUCGAUGCUCCUUGGCUGCGGCUGCAUCGGCGUCUACUUCGGCUUCGUAAAGCGAUCGAGGGGCGAGGCCGAGUACCUCGUCGGCGGCCGCAACAUGAAGACUUUUCCCGUCAGCAUGAGCCUCAUCGCGAGCUUCAUAUCCGGGAUCUCGCUACUGGGAAUGCCCACGGAGAUUUACGUCCACGGGACGAGUUACUUGUGCAUUGGCCUCGGGGUCGUCAUCGUCGGCUUCAUCAUGUCCGGCGUGUACCUGCCCGUGUUCCACGAUCUCAGGCUCACCAGCACCUACGAGUAUCUGGAGUUGAGGUUCGACAGAAGAAUACGUAUAUUGGGAUCCCUACUCUUCGCAAUUGGAAUUAUAACUUGGUUGCCAAUUGUCAUCUACGUGCCGGCGCUCGCCUUCAAUCAAGUUACCGGAGUAAACAUCCAUGUGGUUACGCCAUUCGUCUGCAUCGUAUGCAUUUUCUACACGUGUAUGGGCGGACUGCGCGCAGUGGUAUGGACGGAUUUCGUUCAGACCUUCAUAAUGUUUGGCGCGAUGCUGCUAAUCGUUGUGAAAGGCACGGCGGACCUCGGCGGCCUCUCCGUCGUCAUCCGGCGGAACCUCGACUCGGGUCGCCUCGAGAUACCCACGGCCGAUUGGAGCCCACUGACUCGACACACCAUCUGGUCCCUCGUCCUCGGCGGCUGCGUCCACUGGCUCCAGAUCGCGGCCAUCAAUCAGAAUAUGAUUCAACGGUAUCUGUCUCUGCCAACAGUCGCCCACGCCAAGAGAGCUUUAUGGUCUUUCAUCAUCGGUGUUUUAAUUCUGAUCGGUAUUUGUGGAUACGCGGGUAUGCUGGUAUACGCUUGGUAUCACGAAUGUGAUCCUUUGACAACCAAACUUGCUAGAGCUAAGGACCAACUAUUGCCCCUAUUAAUGAUGAACAUUCUCGGGGACGUACCUGGAAUGCCAGGAUUAUUUGUAGCCGGUGUAUUUAGCGCAGCUUUGAGUUCCCUGUCAACUGGUUUGAAUUCCAUGGCGGCUGUCGUUUUGGAGGACUUUAUUAAGUCCUUUCGCAAGACUCCCUUCAGCCCCAAGACCGUCGACAUUCUCAUGAAACUGACUGUGCUGAUUCUGGGGGUCGCGUGCACCGGCCUCGUCUUCGUCGUCGAGAAGACGGGCUCGCACGUCCUGCAAUUAUCAAUGAGCCUUGGCGCUAUCACCAGCGGUCCCUCCCUCGGUAUUUUCAGCAUGGGAGUCCUCGUGCCCUGGAUCAAUGCCAAUGGUGCACUUAUUGGAGGCCUUUCUGGUCUUGCAUUCAUGGGCUGGAUUAGUUUAUCCGCGGAAGCUGCGAUUGCCAGUGGAAAAAUUCGAUUUGAUGAGAAACCAGUGAGUACCGAGGGUUGCACAUACUCGUUUCAAAAGUCCGAGAAUUUACUUCUUAUGCUGCCUCCAGAGACACUUUUGAACGAUCCAGUCGAAGGCGAGCCAAUGGUGAUUUAUCGACUUAGUUACUUGUGGUACACGGUCGCGGGUACCCUAGUGACGAUGUGCGUUGGCCUCCUCGUCAGCUUCGUCUCCUCCGAGAACGUGGACAAACUGGACCCCGCGCUCAUGGCACCUUUUAUCCGCAAGUAUCUUCGGCGUCAACGACCACCGCAGCAGCAGCAGCAGCAGCAACUUCAGGUAAUGAGACUGGGCCCAGCUAAGACUGGGAGUGCGUCAACGAUGGAUAGAGGAGGACGGGAAAGUAUCAGAGAGGUGCCGACGUUAUGAUGAAUGUCGCUGCUCCGACUAGCACAGAUGUGAUCGAUUAAUGAGCUUUAAAAUUUACUUUCUUUA
This is a messenger RNA of Ceratosolen solmsi marchali, 1995 nucleotides long. Its product is annotated as sodium-coupled monocarboxylate transporter 1. Bases 67 to 1929 code for a protein of 620 amino acids. Gene Ontology annotation, biological process: sodium ion transport; transmembrane transport. The transcript has 12 exons. NCBI's taxonomy places the organism in Eukaryota, Metazoa, Arthropoda, Insecta, Hymenoptera, Agaonidae. The record is from RefSeq and is a predicted model, not a curated record. Gene Ontology annotation, cellular component: membrane. Gene Ontology annotation, molecular function: symporter activity.